UGUCAUUAUAUAAGGAACAAACAUAACAUGGUGUCAGAUUGGUAGUCGCUAUGACGAGACAGAGGAAAGAAAGGAGUAACUGCAAAUUUCCGCGACGAAAAUUGAACAUUCUACCCCACAAGUCUGGUGACGUGAGUAGUCGAAGACGCUAGCUUGCAAGAGCGAGAGCAACUAGCCGCAGCAGCGAGAGUGACAGCAGCGAGAGCGAGGCUGCAUUGGAAUGUGUUGAUGAGCAAGUUGAUGAGCAAGUUGAUGAGCAAGUUGAUGAGCAACAUACUGAAGUAAGAGAAAUUGACACUGUUCCUGUUCUCUGUCAUGGAUAGGCUUAGUCCUCCUACUCCUAUGCAGUUAACAGGAAAUUUAGCUGACAAUUGGAAACGUUUCAAGCAGAGAUUCAAUAUCUACAUAGCAGCCAGUGGUGCAGGGGGAGAUGAUGACAAAUUGAAAYCUUCCAUUUUUCUGCAUGUUAUUGGAGAGGAUGCAUUGGACAUUUACAAUAGCUUUCAGCAAGACGAGGCAAACUUGACAUUGACUGUGCUAAUGGCUAAAUURGAGGAGUACUUUGUACCAAGCCAGAACGUCACGUUUGAGAGAUACAAGUUUUUCUCUCAUGAUCAGAAACAGGGAGUCAGUUUUUACCAGUAUUUGGCUGAGCUGAACACACUGAACAAAACGUGUGAAUUUGAAAAUCUGAAAGACUCACUAGUGAAAGACAGGAUAGUCUGUGGCAUACUUGAUAAUGGACUCAAGGAGAGAUUGCUGCGUGAGKAAGAUUUAACUUUGGAUAAAGCAGUGAAUAUGUGUCGAGCAGCUGAAUCCACCAGAGCACAAGCUAAAGAGCUGUGCAGGGAUGAGACGUCAGUGMAUGCAAUAAAAAGAGAGGAGCACCACACACAACGCCUUACAAAACAAUAACAAACAAAAGAAAGAAAUCAAAACACUACAUGUGGAAAAUGUGGAUUCAUCCACAAGCCAAAAAAAUGCCCUGCAUAUGGCAAAUCAUGUAACAACUGUGGGAAAAAUAAUUUCUCAAAAUGCUGCAAAGCUGAGGCUACAAAGAAAAAGGUUCACACAGUCGAGGAGAUGGAAGAAUUCUUUGUUGAUUCUGUGGAAAUAUGCAAUGCAGUAAAUGCUGAAUGGUUUGUGCCAUUGACUGUGAAUGAAACUAUAUUACCAUUCAAGCUUGAUACUGGAGCACAGGUAAACCUGUUGUCGCUGGAUGACUACAAAACACUGAAGGUGAAGAGCAAAAUACACCCGGUGAAAAUUAAGGUUACUGGUUAUACUGGGGGAGAACGUACCAGUCAAAGGUAGCUGCAUAGUAACUUCACAGCAUAAAGGAAAACAGUUCAGAGCACAGCUGCUGAUUGUGGAAAAGAGUGUACAGCCUAUUCUAGGAAUCAUGUGCAUAGUGACAUCAGACUGAAAAUGACCAAGAAUCGCUACUGGCUGAGUAUGAGGAUGUGUUUGAGGGUAUUGGAUGUUUACCAGGAGAACACAAUAUGUACUGAUGACAAAAUUACUCCAGUUGUGCAUACAUGCAGAAAAGUUCCAUUUGCACUGAGAAAAAAGCUCAAAGAGGAACUUGGACGCAUGUAAAAGAUGGACGUCAUCACAAAAAUGGAUGAACCUACAGACUGGGUAAGCUCACUGGUUAUUGUGGUGAAAAAGAACGGUGAUCUCAGGAUAUGUCUAGACCCGAGAGAUCUCAACAAAGCAAUCAAGAGAGCGCAUUUCAAGUUGCCAACCAGAGAAGAGAUAAUGUCGCAGUUUGCUGGAGCAAAGUGGUUCAGUAAGCUUGAUGCCUCAUCAGGAUUCUGGCAAAUGAAGCUAGGUGAUGCAAUCUCAAGGCUAUGCACAUUCAACACACCUGAGGGCAGGUACAGAUUUCUUUUUCUACCAUAUGGGAUUCUCUCAGCGCCAGAGGUCUACCACAAGACAAUCCACAUGAUCUUCGAGCACAUUCCAGGAGUGGAGACUAUGAUGGAUGACAUCAUCGUCUGGGGGUCCACAAAAGAAGAACACGAUGCGAAAGUGAGACAAGUGCUGGACCUGUUAUUUUGGAGAGCACCACCCUGACAGUCACCAAUGGCAGUCGCAGUGCCCAAACUCUCCAGCGGUGCUGUUGUCAAAAUCCGCUACAACAGCAUAGAUGUGGGCACCACUCGAUGGAAAGAGGGGACUUUUGAGGUUCUUGAGAAGGAUAACAAAGUCAACCUGUGGUUGAAGUUUAGUGCCGGGGGUGGAGCCAAAAGUUUCCAGCUCAACCAUAAUGUGAAUAAUGUCGUGAUGCAGCCCAUACACACUAUGAGACGAAUUGUGGUGACUCUGAAGGAUGACAGCAUAGUCACCCUUGAGAGAGUUCCCCCGGUUGUGGCUGAGAAAAUGAAAGAAUACCUUGAAAAGCUGAAACAUGGAAAAUCAACCGUUCUAAAGACCUCCCAGGGAAGUGCCAGCUUUGGUGUGCUCGGGAAUCGAUCCGUGAAGAAUGAGACUAGUCCGCCUGGAGAACGACAGACAACACCCAGGCGACCCAUUGUGGACAACCGGGAGGAGACGACGACCCGCAAGCACCUGGGUAGCCCCAGCAGAGUAACCUCCACACCUGCCCGCAGUGGGCUGUCUGAGAACAGGAAUGAGAAGAGGAAGAGACUCCACAUCUUUGACUGUGACCUGACUGAGGACUACCCCAAGGAGAAUGACUCAUCCAGCAACAACAAGGCCACGUCGGACCCCUCCAGGAAAUUUCUGCUGAGCUGCAAAGACAAGCUGAAACAGGCGGAGGAGAACCGUAGCUCAGUUUCACUGGUCCAGUCGCCAUUUCAGCCCACGUCAUUCUACGGCAGCCGAUCGGCGACCAAAGACUACACGAGUCACUCCUUUCUAGACAGGCCAUCCACUACAUCCCAGACCCCCUCGGCUAAGAGAAGUCUCAUGUUACCCAAUCACUCAACCCCCUUAAAGAAAGUGCGCCCCACUCUGGACUACGGUGGCUGGAACAAGCCGAGACCGUCCACUCUGGCCCAGCCCCAGCCUCCACUGCAAGGAUUCUCCAACCUGGGCAACACGUGUUACAUGAACGCCAUCCUCCAGUCUCUUUUCAGCCUGCCAUCAUUCUCCAAUGAUUUGCUGAAGCAGGGAAUCCCAUGGAAGAAGAUCCCAGCCAACGCCCUGCUCAGACGCUUUGCCCACUUGCUGGCCAAGAAGGACAUCUCGUGCCCCGAGGUGAAAAAAGACCUGCUGAGGAGAGUGAAGAGUGCCAUCUCCUCCACCGCCGAGCGCUUCUCCGGAUACAUGCAGAACGAUGCCCAUGAGUUUCUGAGCCAGUGCCUGGACCAGCUGAAGGAGGACGUGGAGAAAGUGAACAAGAGCUGGAAAAGCGAGUCGCCAGCGGCCGCGUGGGAUGAGCCUCCCCAGCAGGCGGCCGCAGCCCGGCCCGGGGAGGAAGUGGACACCUCGCGCAUCUACACCUGCCCUGUGGUGGUUAACAUGGAGUUCGAGGUGCAGCACACCAUCACCUGCAAAGACUGUGGCGAGGUGGUGAACAAGCGGGAGCAGUUCAACGACCUGUCCAUUGACCUGCCUCGCAGGAAGAAGACCAUCCCUCUCCGGUCCAUCCAGGACUCUCUGGACCUCUUCUUCAGGAUCGAGGAAAUCGAGUAUUCCUGUGAGAAGUGCAGCGGGAAAGUGGCGACAGUGACUCAUAAAUUCAGCCGACUCCCCAGAGUUCUGAUUCUGCACCUGAAGCGCUACAGCUUCAACGCCCAGCUGUCACUGAACAGUAAGCUAGGCCAGCAGGUGAUGAUCCCCCGCUACCUCACGCUGCUGUCCCACUGCACGGACGCCACGCGCCCCCCCCUCAGUCUCGGCUGGAGCGCAAACGCCGCCAUGCCACGAACACUGAAGGCCUCCCAGUCGGUGAACUCCUCCUCACUACUUCGGAAAGUGUCUCUGAAGGCGGGGGGCAGCUCCAGCACUAUGCUGGUGGACUCUGACAGCGAGGAGGAGCUGAGCCGGAAGGUGGUGAGCCGUAAGCGCCGCCUCAGCGACUGUCUGCCCGAUGACAGAGCAGAUGAGGUCCAGCGAGCUGUCCACCACCCAGAUGCGUCAGACUUCAACAGCAUCAGCGAUGAGGAAAUGCUGGCGGCGGUGCUGGAGAUGAGUCGCCACGACGCUGGGUUCUCCUGCCAUGCCCCUGAGGACGAGCCAACCAGCAGCCCUGACACGGGCUUCGUCGACGCCGACGCCCAGGAGAUGAACUACCGCCCAGACCUGCUGGAGACGGACACUAAGCCGUCUGCAGACGUGCUGGACUCCCUGGACCUGACCAUGGACGAAAACAAGGAGAACCAGACCCCCGAGGGGGUGCAGGGGGAUCUGGACUGGGUGCAGCAGUAUGGCCUGGAGCAGGAGAGGGAGGAGCAGGAGCUGCAGCUAGCCCUGGCCCAGAGCCUGCAGGAGCAUGAAGCCCAAGAGAUGAGGGAGGACGACGACCUGAAGAAAGCCACAGAGCUCAGCCUGCAAGAGUUCAACAAUUUGUUGCCGGAGCUGCUGUGUUCAGACGAGGACUCUGGGAACGAGGAGGUGCUGGAUAUGGAGUACAGCGAAGCAGAGACCGAGGAUCUGAAGAGAAAUGCUGAGAGCGGAGACUUGGCCAACUCGUUUCGGCUGAUCAGUGUAGUCAGUCACAUCGGGAGCAGCUCCUCCUCUGGCCAUUACAUCAGCGACGUGUACGACAUGAAGAAGCAGUCGUGGCUGACCUACAACGACCUGGAUGUGUCGCGCACGCAWGAGGCCUCGGUGCAGAGAGACCGCGACUGCAGCGGAUACAUCUUUUUCUACAUGCACAAGGAUGUGUUUGAGGAGCUGUCUGAGUUGGAAAGGACAGGGGCCAGUGGAGGAGCCUCUGAGGCAGGGAGGACUGUCCUGCAGCCCCUCUGAGCCACCAGUCUGUCAUCACAGUCACACACCAACCAACACGCACUGAGCUCUCCCCAACAGAUGGGUCGGGGAUGAAGGAGAACCUUUCUACAGUACUACUGAUCACCGUCCACAUUUUUGUCUUGAGGCGAUUUGUCCUUUUUUAAAACAAAACAACAGGCCAUGGUAGCUUCUGUCGUGAAGGCAGCCUCAGAUGUCAGCACACACAGCCAACGUCCUUCUCUCCAGGUCUGUUCAGAAAUGAGAGACAGCGCUCUCAAAAGAAAGAAAAGAGCUGACUGUUCUUUGUUUAUUAAACCCUGAGAGAUAUUAGCCCUGAACUUUUCAGACUUCUUUAUUUAAUUUUCUAUGAUUUGUUGAAUUUGUUGUUGUAAUACAGUUUUUCUUGGCACACAUGAUAUUAACUGUCAUGCAUUUAAGAAAUUAAAUAGUAAGUGUCAGAUGCUUGAUGCUGGUGCUCCUUUGA
Messenger RNA from Salvelinus sp. IW2-2015, 5407 nucleotides. RefSeq names its product ubiquitin carboxyl-terminal hydrolase 37. Gene Ontology annotation, molecular function: cysteine-type deubiquitinase activity. The record is from RefSeq and is a predicted model, not a curated record. Gene Ontology annotation, biological process: protein deubiquitination. Lineage: Eukaryota; Metazoa; Chordata; Actinopteri; Salmoniformes; Salmonidae.